AUGAGUUCUCGUGCUAGGAAAAUAGUUGAUUUAGCACUAAAAAAGCUGAAGGAUGAAACAUCAGAGGAUGAAAAUAGUGCUGAUGAUUUCAGUUCCUUCGAUUCGGAUUUGGAUCCGAUGUUUUUGCCAUCUAGUGAGGAAGAUUUUAGUAUGAGUUCUGAUGCAUCGAUUGAAGAGAAUAAAAUUGAUUUUGCCAAGAAGAAGGUAUUCAAGAAAAAAAAAUCAGAAGUAAGAAAAGAGCCUUCUGAAUUCCAGCCGUGUUGUUCAAAAUCACUUCAAGCUGUUGAUUUUGAAGAAAAUGCAGAACUUCUCGAAGAGAGGACUCAAGAACCCGAAAACUUUGUGCCUGGAGAAGAUUCCACGAACAGAUUAGAAGAUAUGCAAUCGGAAAACGAAGCAGAAAUUGUUCACCCAAUUGAACAUUUAUGGAAGGCGCCAGUAGGAGCACACAAAAUUUUUGAAUAUUGUUCUGAAAGUGGUUUGAAUGCUGGUUAUGCUGCAGUUCUCAUCAACGAAUUAUCUCCAUAUAAAUGUUUUCGUUGUUUCGUUGAUGAAGAAAUCGUCAAUGAAAUGGUUCAUCAGACUAAUUUAUACGCGACUCAAGUAUUAUGUGAUAAAGAAAACGUUAGCAACUAUUCUAGGCUGCACAAAUGGUUUCCAACUGAUCAAAAUGAAAUGCUAAAAUUUAUUGGAAUUGUAGCAUAUAUGGGUAUGGUUCGGAUGCCAUCUUUGGAGAAAUAUUGGAGCACAGAUUGUCUCUACAAAAUGGCCUGUAUUUCGAAGAUAAUGUCGAGAAAGAGAUUCCAAUUACUUCUCAGGAUGUGGCAUUUCUCUGAUAAUGAAACUUGUACAGUGGGGGAUAGAUUACAUAAAAUAAAACCUCUACUAGACAGAUUGGUGAAAAAUUUUCAAAGUGUGUACACUCCUGGUAGAAUAUUCUGUAUCGAUGAAUCAGUUGUUCCCUUCCAAGGUCGUCUCCUAAUGAAGCAGUAUAUACCAAAUAAAACGCAUAAAUAUGGCGUAAAAUUAUUCAAACUAUGCUGUGAGAAUGGAUACACAUGGAAUAUUCGAAUUUAUGCUGGCAAGGAAAAAGAAGGUAAUGCAUCUGUACCAACCAAUGUCGUGCUGAAUUUGUCCGAAAAUCUACUCGACACAGGCAGAACUAUAGUGGCUGAUAACUACUAUACUAGCCUUGAGCUGGCUAAUGUACUGCUAGACCGCAAAACUCACUAUAUUGGUACAUUGAGGGCUAAUCGUCGCGGCAACCCGAAAGAAUGGAAAGAUAAAAGAGACGUUCUUGUCCUAUCCACAAAACAUACAACCGAAACCGUCGAUAUUCAGGGUCGUAAUGGUACAAGGACAAAACCACGAGCCAUUGUGGAAUACAAUGAAGCAAAAUCUUCAAUUGACCAAUCUGAUCAAAUGGCAAGUUAUCACUCACCACUGAGAAAAUCUCUGAAGUGGUACAGAAAACUUGGGAUUGAGUUCCUUCUGGGAACAGCUCUUGUGAAUUCUCAUAUAGUAUUCAACCAAUUGUCUGACAAAAAAAUGAAAAUUACAGAGUUCAGGGAGAACCUCAUAAGGUCUCUAUUAUUUCCAGAGGAGGGAGACAAACCUGACAAACCUGCCAAAGAUCUACAGAAAAUACAUACCUUACUGAAAAAGCAAGGUCCAUAUGAUAAAAUGAGGAAAUAUUGUAAAGGCUGUUACUCUAAAAAACUGCGAGGUGAAAUCACAAAAAAUCGAGUAAAAAAAGUAAUCACCUACUGUGAAUCCUGUGAAAAUCAACCACAUUACUGUAUCGAGUGUUUCCAUGAUGUUCACACGAAAUAA
Molecule: messenger RNA, 1833 nt
Organism: Coccinella septempunctata (seven-spotted ladybird)
Lineage: Eukaryota; Metazoa; Arthropoda; Insecta; Coleoptera; Coccinellidae
Product: piggyBac transposable element-derived protein 4-like
Exons: 3
Coding region: 1-1833 (610 amino acids)
Source: RefSeq, a predicted model, not a curated record